AUGUCACCUCAGAUGCAAAUACUUCCACAAACUUUAAACGCGUUUUUUAAGGAAAAAAUCGCAUCUCUGUCAUAUUUGGGAACGAAAUGUAAGAUCCCCCGUUUCCUUGACAAGUAUAGACUAACUAAUAAAUCCCCUUAUCCUUCGCGUGCUCUGGGCCAAGGCUGCGGUGACUCUGGCUUUUUAGGGCUGAACAUCAGCCCUAAAGGGCCCCGUCUGAGGUGGUCUAUUGGCUCUUUGAGGCUCGCAUGGAUUGCUAUGCACCGUACGCUGGGGUCUGGGUCUGAUAAAGCGCCGUCCGAGGCAACGUUCCGAGGGGCAGAAUUUCUGUCAUACGAUCUGACGCAAACUGGUGGGGAGCCCAUAGUCAGCACACAAGACGCCAUCUCCCUGUACUUCAAGACGAGGCAACCUAAUGGACUGCUCUUUUACACUGGUCAUGAAGCUGAUUAUCUCAACCUGGCUGUGCGAGAUGGCGGUGUGUCACUUACUAUGGGACUCGGCAAUGGUAAACAGGAGAUGCACAUUAAGCCAGCUAAGACGAGGUUCGAUGACCACCAGUGGCAUAAGCUGACUGUUCAUCGGAGGAUACAAGAGGAUAAUGAUGAUGAUGGUUACAACACAGCAAACUACAAACACGUUAAUAUAAAAAAAAAAUCGACAGAUGAAACGCAAAAUUUUAAUCUCACCGACCAAUUUAUCUCAAACUUCAUAAAGAAAAAUAAAGAAGUACUGGAAGCAGAUAUUUCACAAAACUUAGUUACUGCAGGAGCUGUAUCAGCAGUAGUGGAUGAUGUCUACUCAGAUCACUCGCACGUGGCUGGUUCCUUCACCAUGUUGGCUUCAUCCAGGGCCCAUGUUGGAGGGUCUCUCAACGCCAGGGCUCUCCCUGGAGCCAGGGUCCAUACCAACUUUAUUGGAUGUCUGAAGAAGGUGGAAUUCUCAGCGGACACUCUCCGUUUGAACCUCAUCGACCUGGCGCGAACUGGCAGCAAGCUGAUCACUGUCACAGGACGUCUGGAGUACGCGUGCACAGCUACCGAUUCUGCUGAUCCUGUUACCUUCACCACUAGGGACGCGCAUUUGGAAGAGAUCCGCAAAUUGUUACAACCCAAAGAAAAACGGGCCAAGUGCAAGUCGGACACGCGCACCGAGGUUUCCGUACAAACCUGCAAGAUUUUGCCGAAAUGGGAAGCGGUGAAGACUGGGACGAUAUCUUUCAAGUUUCGAACGAAUGAACCAAAUGGGCUGGUUCUCUUCAACAUGGGCGCCAAGCCACCAAGGGUAGGUUGCACGGUAAGGGGUGGAGCUUUUGGGGCUGAUCUCUUCGCUGUGGAGAUUCUCAACGGUUACAUAUACGUGCACAUUGAUCUUGGGUCUGGUGGAGUAAGAGUUAGGGCAUCCAGGAGAAGAGUUGACGAUUCCCAUUGGCAUGACUUCCUUCUUAGGAGAAGUGGCAGAGAUGGAAGAGUAACGGUUGAUGGAGCUAAUGCUGAAUUUAAGACACCUGGAGAAUCGAACCAGUUAGAACUGGAUGGACCGCUCUUUGUUGGUGGACUUGGCUCGGAGUACUCAGCAUCGAGAACACCACCAGCUUUAUGGACAGCAGCCUUAAGACAAGGGUUCGUGGGUUGCAUCCGUGACCUAGUGCUGAAUGGAAAACCUCAGGAUUUGACUGCAUAUGCCCGGCAACAAGAUUCUGAAACACCAACAAUUUAUUUGAAUGGCAGCCAGCACCUCACUGCGGCGUUAGGUCCAGAACAUAUAACACAAACUGAGGAACUGUUGCUUCGGUUCCGCACCAGCAGAGCUGGUCUUCUACUGCGGACGGCUUCUGAACAUUCUGCUGAUAGGAUCGAGCUGGCUGUGGCUGCUGGGAGAGUGAGAGCUAGUGUCAGACUUGGGGAUAGGGAAAAGAACCUUCUAGCUGGGACCAACGUGGCAGAUGACAACUGGCAUACGGUGAGGUUUUCCCGUCGCGCCUCCAACCUCAAGCUCCAAGUGGAUGGAGCGCAACCCGUGCGCGCGGAGACGAUUUUAGGAAAAGCGUCAACGUUAGAGAUAUCAACAUUGCAUUUAGGAGGACUGUUCCAUCCUGAAGAAGAAAUACAAAUGACAUCAACUCUGCCAAACUUUGUGGGGUACCUGCAGAAGUUUGUGUUUAAUGGAAUCAGAUACAUUGACAUGGCGAAAACGCUUGGAGUUGGUACAAAUGAAGAAACCAACAACAUUUAUGAUACUUCAAAUCUAAUUUUCACUGGAAAAUUCGUGAAGCCUGAUUCGUUGAAUGUUUACAAAUCCGUUACAUUCAAAUCUAAGCAUACGUACGUUGGAUUGCCAUUGUUGAAGGCAUAUGCGAAUACAUAUUUGGACUUUUACUUCCGAACAACGGAGAUGGAUGGAUUGCUCUUCUACAAUGGAGGCAAAAAGCAAGAUUUUAUCGCAGUAGAGUUGGUAAAUGGUCAUAUACAUUGUGUAUUCAACCUGGGUGAUGGAGUAGUGACUAUGAAGGAUAAGUUGAAGAACUUCUUGAAUGAUAACAGAUGGCACACGGUGUCGGUGCGCAGGCCAACGCCAAAGAUUCAUACUUUGCAGGUUGAUGAUGAUUUAGAAAUGCAUACUACAAGCUCAAACCUAAUGCUUGAACUAGACAGCGUUUUAUACGUGGGAGGUGUACCGAAGGAUAUGUACACAGCCUUGCCCGUGGGAGUACUGUCUAGGCAAGGGUUUGAAGGAUGCAUGUCUAGUCUAGAUCUACCUGGAGAGUCACCGUCAUUGAUGGAAGACGCUGUUGUUCCUAGUUCUUCUUUAGGAUCAGGAUGUGAAGGUCCAACGAAGUGUACACACAAUGCUUGUGCGAAUAAAGGCGUCUGUGUGCAACAAUGGAACACAUACGUUUGCGAUUGUGACUUGACAUCUUUUACUGGACCCACGUGUUACGAUGAAUCGGUAGCAUAUGAGUUCGGUCCAGGCCGAGGAAUAAUUACCUACACGUUCCCAACUGACUCUGUAGCCGAUACGGAGACGGACAAGGUAGCUCUAGGGUUCGUCACUAGCAAGGCUGAUGCUGUACUGUUGAGGAUCGAGUCUUCCAACACGCAGGAUUACAUGCAGAUGGAGAUUAUACGAGGCAAUCUCUUCAUGGUUUACAACGUGGGUGGUGGAGACCAUCCAUUAGGUGAUGAAACCGCCAGGGUGGAUGAUGGAGCCUACCACGUGGCCAGGUUCACGAGGAAUGGCAGCAGAGCUUCACUGCAGCUGGAUAACUAUGCUGUUAUUAUUAGACAUCCUCAAGGCGGGCAACAAUCAACAAUAUUCAACGGUAUGUCAACGAUCGCGCUGGGCGGCGGCGCGGGCGGCGCGCGCAGCUUCAGCGGCGUGAUGGCGGGCGUCGUGGUGGACGGCGUGCGCCUGCUGGACCUGGCGGCCGCCGGCGACGUCGCCGUCUCGCUGCGCGGGGACGCGCGCCGGGCACACGCGCCGCUCGACAGGGACAUCAACCGCAUGCAACAGACACCACCAUCGGGGUACGGAGGGCCCGGAGUACUAGACGAGCUGGUGUACUCAGGCGCUGGCUCCGGCUGUAGAGAUGACGAUGAAGACGCCUGCGUUCUUCCAGACGCAGGAUCUGGAGACGAUCUUAUAACCCCUGUAUAUGUUCCAUCUACUAGAAGACCACCGUCAAGGCUACAUAAGGGCGAUACAAGUGGAAAGUUGAUGAAACCGUGUGAUGACGAAGAUUGCAUUGAGGGUUCCGGCUCCAACGUUGAUGAAAUUACUGAACCAGACCAUCCGAUGACUACGUAA
Molecule: messenger RNA, 3807 nt
Organism: Spodoptera exigua (beet armyworm)
Lineage: Eukaryota; Metazoa; Arthropoda; Insecta; Lepidoptera; Noctuidae
Source: the annotation of a GenBank genome assembly